This is a messenger RNA of Strongylus vulgaris, 2187 nucleotides long. The record is from the annotation of a GenBank genome assembly. NCBI's taxonomy places the organism in Eukaryota, Metazoa, Nematoda, Chromadorea, Rhabditida, Strongylidae.
AUGCGCUCUCCAGAUGCUACCUUUGAGCGACCAGCGGUUGCAUCUGUGCUCAGAACCGAAAGUGAUCGCGUGCCUCAAGUACUGAUUAGCCAAGCGAGCACUGAUUUGAGGAGAACUCGUUCCGAGAGCCAACUAGAUGCCAAAUUGCUGGAUGCUAUUUCUGUGAGCUCAUCAGCAUCAUUAGGAAUGGAGGACGAGAUUUCGGUCUACACAGUCAGCUCGCUUGGAAGUGAAAUGCAAGCAGAGCCAUUAAUACCACCGUUAGAAAACCUCGACGUCCAAGGUUUUCUGACUCCUGAUGUACUCACUCCUCGUGAGAAGGAUGCGAAGGAUGCUACAUUAACGCCUGGUAUGUCUCUUGCAGAAGUGGAAAAAGAAGCUGCUGCAGCCACAGCAAUUGCUGCCUCUGCGCCUUCUUCUAGUUUACAUCCAACAAUGGAAGGUACAAGCUCUGUGGCCUCAUCAUUAUCGCUAAAAACUGAAGAUGAACAGGAAGAGGAAGGCAGCUUGAGUCGAAGUAGGCCGACGAGCACAAGAAAGCAGCGGUUGCACGCUACUCUACAAGCUAGCAAACGAAAAGUACUUGACUUGAUGCAAAAGCGACGUGCCGCAACUCCAUCCUCAGUGGCGGAUGCAGCAGAAAUGGGAGCUGAUGCCGGGGAAAUGGAUGGCGCUGCUGAAGGUGAUAGAAUGGAGAACGUUCUUUGGGGACAAUCCUUGCACUAUGAACUUGACGGAGGCACAGCUUCUGCGUCACCCUCUAAGUCCUCAUGUAAAUAUCUCAAUAUUACUGUACAUGCAAAAGAAAUGCCUUCUACUCCGCCACCUCUUGUGGCUGAAGCACCCUCUGCGACUCCUUCUGCAGCCCCCGUUCUCGAAGCAGAACCGCCAAAACCGAUUCUUUUGGGAUAUACAUCUCUAUACGUUCCGCAGAUACUAGAUGACUGUCAACUCACCUUAUCAAAUUGUCACCGCGAAGUAUUCCAUUUGAAGCCUCCCACUGAAGUGCAGUCGAUCAACGAUCCCUUCACGCAAGAGUUCUCACGGCAUGCAGGAUAUGAUCCUCGUCUUUUAUACGGAGAUGUGACAUUAGGAUUCCGUUAUUUCGCAAAUGGACUUCCCCAUGGGGCUGGACUCCUUUUAGGUGAAGAAAGUGAGCAAGAGGAGAAAGUUGAGGAACAAUCUGUGGAUGCUAAAUCUAAAGCCCUUUUCCAGCCAUGUGAAAACACCAAUCAACAUGACUGGAAACCAUGGAGCAGUAAAAGUGGAAGCGCCGUUUGCGCAAUGUGCCGAGGGAAAAUUUGGCUGAAAAGCGCAAGCUGCUGCCAGCGAUGUCUCGUUGUUUGUCAUUACAAAUGCGUGGAUAGAGCGGCAACAGGAAUUGCAUGCACACCGCAUCCAAUCAGCCAAGGAGAUGCUCAGUUUGCUGAAUUGAAUGUUGAUGCAAAUGUCCAUGGUGACCGUGUUGAAGAGUGUCCCUCGUCUCUUAUCCCAUCAACACCACAGAAUACCCAACCACCACUAGCUAGAGGUGAAGACGUUGAACUCACCUCUCGUCGAACACGAUUGCGAAACAGGGUCACCGAGAAGUUCUCAUCAUGGAGAAAAGGUGGCAAAACUAGCUCUAAGCCAGAUUUGGAUCUUGCAUCUAAUCGCGAUUCGCAUAUAUCUGAGUUAUCUGCUGCUGGUGAAACUGAGGAAUUGCUUAGCCCAAUGGCAAGCAUCCAGGAUUGCCUAUCAGAUCUUUUGCCUACAUUGGAAGGAUCUCCUUUCAUUCGUAAUCUCUAUUUCCAACCUGGAAAUGCGUAUAAUGAGCAAACAAUCAAUCAUGCCAAAGUUCUUGGAAAGGAGAUAUUUGCAGAUCUCAAGGGAGAAGAGCGAAAGGCAAAAAUAAAUGAGCAGAUAGACCGCAUUCAACUCGCCAUCCGAGAAACGAAAGAUGACCGUCUAGCUGCCUUAAAAAAGGAUGGCACGGAGAAGAAGGGUAAAUCUUUCGAAGGGUUGGAUGAACGCCUGCAAGCACUUGCAGUACUAAUGCUGCAUUACUGUGCUGCUUUACAGGAUUGCGAAACGCGGCAAGAAUCUUCAACAGCUGUAAUGACGAAUGACACUGCCCCUUCAACAGAAAGUGCGUUAGAUGGACGAUCGCUUUCGGUAUGGUGUUUGAUAGCUAACCGUGAUCCUUAA